GCAGUGCUCAGAGUUUGUCAGAAGGCUGACCCGACAGGGUCACACACAGGACCAAGCAGGAGCAGGACCUCAGCAUUUUACCCUUUAUUACAAAUGGAGGAACAUGAAGAUGUUCAAUACUGUUUUCAGGACAGAAACUCUUCUUGCAGAAAGGCUUUGCUAUCGACAUCUAUCUACAUAACACUGUACAUCUUCUUCUCAUUGAUUUCAGCAGUUACAGUAUUUUUGAACAUACUGGUGAUCAUCUCCAUCUCUCACUUCAAGCAGCUCCACACUCCAACCAACCUGCUCCUCAUCUCUCUGGCUGCAUCAGAUCUCCUGGUGGGCCUGAUUGUGAUACCAGUAACGACUGUAGCAAUAAUGGAACCAUGCUGGGGAUUUGGGGAACAUUUCUGUGUGUUUCAAUUCUACAUCACUUAUUUAUGUACUUUUUUAUCUCUGGGCAAUUUGGUCUUGAUAUCUAUUGACCGCUAUGUUGCUGUGUGUGAUCCCUUAUUGUACCACUCUAAAAUAACAGUAACAAGAAUUAUGUGUUGUAUAUCCAUAACCUGGUGUUGUUGUAUCAUAUACCGUGCUGCUAUUAUAAAAAACUUUGUAAAUGUGCAGGUACCCAGUAGGUGUUUGAAAGAAUGUGUUAUUUUAGAGCGGUUAAAUUGGGUUACGUUAAUUGACAUUGCAAUUACAAUGGUUGUCCCGUGCUCUGUUAUUAUAACACUUUAUAUGAAAAUCUUUGUGGUGGCCAGAUCACAGGCCAGAAAGGUGUUUUCAAAAGAGGCUGCCAGUGUGUCUGGUGUUAAAACUGUACAGGCAAAUAAGUCUGAGAGAAAAGCAACAAAGACUCUGUCUAUUGUUGUUUUCAACUAUUUCAUUUGUUGGAUUCCAUUUCUUUUUGUUUUCUUUCUUUCUUUUUUAAUUGAAGAUUUGUUAUUGUUUAUCAUCAGCUUUUUGCCACUUGUUAACUCCUUAAUUAAUCCAAUCAUUUAUGCCUUAUUUUAUCCAUGGUUCAAAAUUACAUUUAAACAUUUUAACAUUUUAACUCUGAAGUUAAGAUUUUCAUAGUUCAGUGUUGUCAUCAUAGAUUCAUGCGUUGAUACAGAAUUAUGUGGCUGGAUUGGAUUGGAAUGACUUAGAGAAAGCAUAAAAUUGUUUAAUAAAUGACAUUGUAGUCAUUUUUCGGUUGUAUAUUCCAAAUAGUCGGUUGCUGUUCAAUGUUAUUUAAUGUGGACCCCAGCAAGAUUAGCUGAUGCAUUUGCAUUAGAUAAUGGGGACCCUAUUAAAUACCAACAGUACAUUUUGAGGACGUCAUAUAUACUGUAUAUUGUCUAACAUUACCCUCUAGUGGCGCAAUUGGGACACACCGCUUUCAACAGGUCCAGUAAAGUUGAAAUGUACAAUACUGCAUGUUAUCAGAAAAUGUCCAGGUCUAUCGAAAUUGUGUAUUGUGUAAGCAUU
Molecule: messenger RNA, 1452 nt
Organism: Oncorhynchus mykiss (rainbow trout)
Lineage: Eukaryota; Metazoa; Chordata; Actinopteri; Salmoniformes; Salmonidae
Source: RefSeq, a predicted model, not a curated record